AAGGGGAGGUGCCCCCCUGGGGGAGACUGCGGCCAGUACCGGGCUUGUCUUCCCUUUGCCUUUAAGUUCCAUUUCUUGUCGGAGGGUAGCUGUGUGGCUCGUCCAGACACACCAUGGCCUCGGCCGCCGGGCUCUGGCUCCUGCUGCUGCUGGCCCCGGGCAGCGCCUACUUCCCCGAGGAGCGGUGGAGCCCGGAGUCGCCGCUGCAGGCGCCCCGGGUGCUGAUCGCGCUGCUAGCCCGGAACGCGGCGCACUCGCUGCCGGCGGUGCUGGGGGCCUUGGAGCGGCUGCGGCACCCGAAGGAGCGAACGGCGCUGUGGGUGGCAACAGAUCACAACACUGACAACACAACAGCCGUGCUACGAGAAUGGCUGAUAAAUGUGCAGACCUUGUAUCACUAUGUGGAGUGGAGGCCGAUGGAGGAGCCCAGGUCCUAUCCGGAUGAGGAAGGCCUGAAGCACUGGUCAAAUUCUCGCUAUGAGCACGUGAUGAAGCUCAGACAAGCAGCCUUGAAAUCUGCCAGGGACAUGUGGGCUGACUACAUCUUGUUUGUGGAUGCAGAUAAUCUCCUGACAAACCCAGACACCCUGGGCCUGCUGAUGGCAGAGAACAAGACCGUAGUGGCGCCCAUGUUGGACUCUCGUGCUGCCUAUUCUAACUUCUGGUGUGGAAUGACUUCGCAGGGUUAUUACAAACGUACUCCUGCCUACAUUCCCAUUCGAAAACGAGAUCGCCGUGGCUGCUUUGCUGUCCCCAUGGUGCACUCCACUUUCCUGAUUGACCUGCGGAAAGAGGCCUCCCGGGACCUUGUCUUCUACCCACCACACCCAGAUUACACCUGGUCUUUUGAUGACAUCAUUGUCUUUGCAUUUGCCUGCAAGCAGGCAGAGGUCCAGAUGUUUGUAUGCAACAAAGAGGUUUAUGGCUUCCUGCCGGUGCCACUGAGAGCCCACAGCACCAUGCAGGAUGAGAUGGAAAGCUUCAUGCAUGUGCAGCUGGAGAUAAUGGUGAAGAACCCUCCAGUGGAACCUUCACAAUACCUGUCCGUCCUGCCAAAGGUCCCUGACAAGAUGGGCUUUGAUGAGGUUUUCAUGAUUAACUUAAAGCACAGGGCAGAUCGACGAGAGCGAAUGCUGCGGACACUGUACGAACAGCAGAUCGACUGCAAAAUCAUUGAGGCUGUGGAUGGAAAAGCCAUGAAUAGCAGUGAGGUGGAAGCCAUGGGGAUUCAGAUGCUGCCAGGAUAUAAGGAUCCAUACCAUGGCCGUCCACUGACCAAAGGGGAGCUGGGCUGCUUUCUGAGUCACUAUAAGAUCUGGAAGGAGAUUGUGGAGAGAGGGCUGGAGAAAUCAGUUGUGUUCGAGGAUGACCUGCGAUUUGAAAUAUUCUUUAAACGACGGCUGAUGAAUCUGAUGUAUGACCUGGAAGAAGAGGGUCUGGAUUGGGACUUGAUUUACAUUGGGAGGAAGCGAAUGCAGGUGGAGCAUCCAGAGAAGUCUGUGCCUCACGUGCGGAACCUGGUGGAGGCAGAUUAUUCUUACUGGACUCUAGCCUAUGUGAUGUCCCUGCAGGGUGCCCAGAAGCUGCUGGCAGCUGAGCCACUCUCCAAGAUUUUACCUGUGGAUGAAUUUCUUCCUGUCAUGUUUGAUAAACACCCUGUCUCUGAAUAUAUGGAACAUUUUGAAAACCGGAAUUUGCUGGCCUUUUCAGUGGAACCACUGCUGGUUUACCCAACACAUUACACCGGUGAUGAUGGUUACAUCAGCGACACUGAGACCUCUGUGGUUUGGAAUAAUGAGAGUGUAAAAACUGACUGGGACCGUGCCAAAUCCCAGAAAAUGAAAGAACAGCAGGAGCUCAGCAAGGAGGCCAAGAACUCAGAUGUGCUCCAAUCACCUCUUGACAAUACAGCCCGGGAUGAGCUAUGACCAGAGCAGGCCCCUUCUAUGAAAUGGAUGAAGGGACUGAAUGUGAUAAGGAAGGGUGUGUGUUGGAGUGGGGGCAGAAAGCAGGGAAAGGGCUAUAGUAACAUCCUUCCAUGGGGAUUACUGGAGUUUCAUUGUGUCCAAGAAUAUAAUGGUAAAGUCACUUAGAUGACAAAGCCAAUGAGGGUCAUGGCUGAAGCCCCUCUGACUUCUGCUAUUGCAGGAUUCUAUGAGAGAGAAUGCUGGAGAAAGUCAGGUUUGCCAUGUCCAUCAAUUCAGCCACUGCUCUGGUUCAGCACAGGUCUUUACACAGUUGCUCGUUGUAGUGGAGAAGUUUUAUUCUUUGGUUUAGGAUAUUGGUACUUGAUAGGACAUUGGUCUUCCUGCCUCUGUUGCCAUGUGUGUAUCUGUGCUAGGAAUGUAUCUCAUGACCAGGGAUCCUAGUUUUCUCUGAUUUUAAAAUUCUCCAAUUAAAAAAACAUAAUUGGGGGAAAAACAUGGAUUUUUAAAAUGAAACACUGAAUGUUAGUUUCCCUAGCCAGAAUAUAUAUACGUAUCAGUUGAAUACAAUGUUUUAUUGAUCUAUUUACAGUUGUAAAAUGCUGGAAUGAUCCAGUCACAGGGUAUUGUUUCUUUACUGUUGUCAAGGGCCCUGCUGUUUCAGCCUCUCUUUCAUUUCUUUUCAGUCAAUUUAGCUCUUUCCAUGUGUUCUGCGAUUGUCUGCCUUCAAAUGUCAUCUACAGCCUUGCUGCAUACAGUACAGAACAGCAGGUUACCAUCAACAUUAAAUUUGUCCUUACCAAAUUUAUGGGUGUUAAAAGUCACCCGUCUUUCGGGUGACUUUUAAAGUUUUCAGCAUCUUUUUAUAACUUUAAUUACUCAUGGGCGGAGGCUGUAGUGAAAUUUAAGAUGCAUUAAAACACGACCCCCUAUAUGGCACUGAGUAACCUCUAUACGCCGCAAGCAGUUUAUUGGCGUAUGUUUAGCUAUGUGAAUUUAAAGCGCAUUCAAAAAUCAACCACAGAGGGGGAGGGUUGUGCACAUUAAAAAAGUGACACUGGUACUUUCAGUAAAAUUUAGUUGUUUUUUUCUCAGUGUAAAAACUAAAGAUUCUCUGUAAAAACACAUUAUACAUUUUUUCCCUGGCAAAUGGAUUUCUGGGAUCCCUAUUCAUGACCCUUGAAUGUUCUCUUGGGGAGGUGUCCGGGGAGGAGGGGUGAAAUGCUGCCAGAUCCUGCAGGUUCCUGCUAAUGAUGUGCCCUAAUAUAAGCUGAAGUCUUCUCUUUCUGUAAGACCAAAACUUUCCUAUUUUUAUAAAAUCUUUGGCUAUGA
Chrysemys picta bellii (western painted turtle) is the source of this 3257-nucleotide messenger RNA. It is a transcript of the gene COLGALT1, whose product is annotated as collagen beta(1-O)galactosyltransferase 1. Gene Ontology annotation, molecular function: procollagen galactosyltransferase activity. Lineage: Eukaryota; Metazoa; Chordata; Testudines; Emydidae. The record is from RefSeq and is a predicted model, not a curated record.